Messenger RNA from Caenorhabditis auriculariae, 7773 nucleotides. The record is from the annotation of a GenBank genome assembly. Lineage: Eukaryota; Metazoa; Nematoda; Chromadorea; Rhabditida; Rhabditidae.
AUGGAAGGAUACAUUUGGAUGGUGUCGGCCGCCGGCGUACCCCACCGAUGUCCAGCUAUCGAAGAUCCUAGUUGGUUCUUUUAUUAUCUUGUCAAAUUUGGUUCAGGCUUCUUGGAGUUAAAAUAUCCGCCUGAAGCUGCUUAGUUCCACUUUCUUUGAAAUCUCUCGUAAUUUUUAAUUUUUUUUUCGAUUUUUUUUAGAAAUCAAUAAACAGGAAAAUUGUGAGUAUGAAAACUUUCAUAAAGUUUUUUUGAGUUAAGCCAAUUCGCACUAUUAUAGUCUGUUCAGAUUUUGAAUGUCAACCAGCUAACUCCGCCCCGACUGAGACGGUACCUUUUCGCGUCGAUGUUUUAUCGCGCGGGACUAAUUUUGAUCUUUUUUGAUCUAAAAGAUAGAAAAAGAAGUCAAAAAUGCAGCUUUAUUAAAGGGCCAUCGUCAUCUGUGGAUAAAAUAUUGGCGCGAAAGAUAUUGUAGCCUUGAGGGUGGAGUUAGCUGCUUGACAUUCAAAAUCUGAACAGACUAUAGGUGACCUAAAAAUUGUUUUAUUGAUUUUCUUAGAUUCUUAAACGUGGAUGAUAAAUUAAUUUGCGCCUCAAAAAAAAGACAGCAACGAAAUUAGAACUAACUUUGAUAUAUAGCCCGUUCACGGCUGGCUUGGGACAGCAAACGGACAGUUUAAUUUCCGCGGCAAAGGUAGAUCAUGGCGACUAUCCAUGCGCCUUCCAUAAAAUCCCCAUUUUAUGACUCAUUUGUUUUUAUCUCAUAAUUCAUUGCUUUUAAGGAAGUCAAAAAACCAAUGAGAUGAAUGUAAAAGAAAAAUAAAUUUAAUAGAAACAGAAAUAAUUCAUCAAAUGAGGCUCUCAUUAAAGAGAGCAUGCAUGGCCGCCAUGAUCUACCAGAUCAACCGUCACCAAGUGAGUUAAACCGCCCGUUCUCAAGAAGAGAGACCGCAAAAAAAAACCGCCAAAAGAUUUGCGUUUUGCCCUCUUCAUCAACUCUCGCGAUUUUAAGCAAUUUCAGAAUUUAAAGGGUCAAGAUGUGGUUGAAAAAAGGGUCAAAAACGGUUAUGAACAAAAAAAAAUUACAUCAUAAUGAACUUCUCUGCAGCCUUUGAGAACAGCUAAAGUUCUUUCGAAUUCGCCAGUCAAUUUUCAAGAAAAAGUUAUAGCUGAUUCACGGCUGGCUUGAGCCAUCGAGAAAAGGGUCCUGCCACGAAAAGAGACGAGACAGUGCCCUGGUUGGUGGAGAGUGCAGACAGGCCACGCCUUUUUGCGUCUCAAGCUAGCCGUGAAUCAUCUAUAAUACUAUUGAAAUCUGCUUAAAUAAGCUUCCAAUUGAUUAUCAAUCACUUUUGACGGCUCCAGAAUGCGCAUCGGAAGUGGAAUGGCAAGCGUUGCCGUGCUCCUCCAGCUCGAUACGGACUCUGGUGGCGACUUCAAGCGCCGCCUACGCGAUCGACCAGCACGGCAAGGUGCUGGUGUUGGUGCUGCCGUCGCACGUCGCCAUCCGCCAGAAGGUGCAGCUCUUCGCGAACCAGCGAUGGUAUCCGCUUCUGCGUUGGAUGCGGCCGCUGCCCACCGACCGCGGCCGAUUCUCCGACGAGGCCGGCGAAACGGCCACCAAUCCGAGCAACUUCGAGGUGUCGCCCGGCUGGAGUUGGGAGGAACCGUGGGCCGUCCAUCGCGACUCUAGAAGAUUUGAUAAGGAGGUCUCAUUUAAGCUCACCAGUUUCCUGAAAACUGACCUCUCCGAUCUGAAGGAAGAUUUGUCUGACCUCCUCUAGGCCUGUUUACGGCUAGCUUGGAGGCGUGGCACCAACCAGAAAUAAAAUUUUUCUUUUUUUUUUUUCAAGACCCAAGCCAGCCGUGAGUCUGCUAUUGUACAUAUUUUGAAACAUAAGGAAACAGAAAAAAAAAACACCGAAGACUGUGAGAUUUGAGGGCUGGGAGUACGCUUUUGGAUUUGACGGACCGAAAUGGGCCAAUUCUUGCGGCCGGAGUCAUUUUGUUCGUCGCAAACUCCUCAAGAGACACAUGCGCUACACGUUUACUGAUCAAUGGGUUGAGGUGGAAAAAGAUCUUCAAAAAACUUUUUUUUUUCAAACCUUUUUAUUCGACCAAAAAAAAAUCCUUAUAAUUUGUUUUGAGAUGAGCGAUCCAACAAGUUCGCGGCUUUUCGUUGAACUCUCCGUUUGUGGGUUGCCUGGCGGAGAAAAUCUCCUUUUCGCUUUGGCUGAUGAUGGGAUCAUUUAUAGGUUUUCGAAAUAUCAGUACAGAAAAUUGACUAGAAAUACUCUUCAGAAGAACCGGUUUGAAGGCUAGCCGACCUGAAGGCGAUAUUUGGUGUGCUUUACCCAAAAUUCAGAUCAAAGGUAAAAUGUGGAAUAAACCUGAAAGAAAGGAGGAUUUUCUGAGGUUUCGAAGUGGAUGACGUCACCUUGAUAGCAUGUUCUCCGGUCGUCCCGACGUUGAUUGCGACGUCCUGGGACGGUAAACUGUAUUACCGGACCGGAAUAUCAAAAUGUAAGGAGUCCUUUAAGGAGUUUCUGAAAAGAACAUUGGAAAUUCUCAUAUACUAAGGAAUUCAAGAGUGGUCCCCAUAGAGGAUGAAGAUGUGGUCUUUAAAAGAACGGAUUUCAGACCCUUAUCAGGAGCCACCAAAUGAAAUAACUAUAUGGACCACUUAUGCAAGCUUUCUAAAAAAGUCCUUCGAUAGGGCCUUUAAUUUUAUAAGGACUUCUCUCGAGUAUAACUCAACACGAGAAAAUUCAACAUUGGAUUCAAAGUUCUCUAAAAACGUCCAAAAUAUUUAGAUGUACAAUAACUACACCCUGGUAGGUUCAACCUGCAAAAAGGUUUUUUCAAAUGUAAAAAUGGCGAGAAGCUUCAUCCACUGGCACAAAGUUUAGAAAAAAUUCUUUGAGACGACUUUAAUCAAUCAAAAUGUUUUUUAUUUCUCACACACAAGUACUAAAUUUCACGAAAUAGAUGUAGGGAGAAUUUGGGAACAUAUGUGUCGGAACUUGUGGUGAUGGAGGGAAGAGGACUCGCAGUCGUGUUAACCCCCCCACUUGAGUAAAUUGGAAUAACCUUGAAGUUAUUCUUUUUAAAUGUCGAUUAUGUAGCUUUCAUAUUUUUGUUGGAUCAAGAGUGUUUAGCUCUGUAAUGUUGUUUUCAAUCAAUGUUGUAAUGUUGUUUUCGAUCGAAAAAAAAAAAAAAUAAAAAGGAAAAUUACAAUUUUCGAAACCUCCUAAGACCUAAGUUCAUAAUUUUCAAUAGAGCCCUGUUUCAUUUCAUAUAAGUUGAAUUCAGCCCUACCCUCCGGCUUGACAUGGCUUCCGAUGGCGACGCCAAAAGACUUGCCGGUCACGUCCAUCGCCAUCGGAACUUCCGCCCUGUGGUGUGUAACGGCGGACGGGAAGGUUCGGCUACGGCUCACGUUUCUGUAUCUUUUCCGGUCCUCCAGGUGUGGAUGUCACGGCUAGAGACCAACAACCUGAAGACGGAGCAGCACCUCGGCAAAAUCCGACUCGACAGCUUUCAGGAGCUUUCUCGCGGCGUCUGCCGCCUUUCCUUGAUGGCCAGCGAUCAGGUCUUAUAGAAAUUCAUAGACUGAAAAAAGAACUGCAGAAAAAACGGCCGGUUUUCAGCUUCUUUGCGUCUCUAACGAAGACGAGAAGAUUCUGAUUCGCAGUGGAAUCAGUGACAAUGAACCUUCGGGCAAGUCAUUUGAGCGACUCGUGGCGAGGACCGACCAAAGUGAUGAGAAGUGGAUGUCGGUUCGUUCAUAGAACUUGUCCGCCCCAACGGACUACCCAUUUGAUUGGUUCGCCAAAACUGAAGGAGAAAAUAAUGGACAACUCGUUGAAGCCUAUUUUGAGAAAUCAUGCCAAAUAAGUCUUGUUUUUUUUUAGGUUUACGCCGGGGCGUGCAAACUUCAAACGGUACCUGAUUAUUGGACCAAUGCUCAAACUCUACAACUGAAAAAAGAAAUGAUCGAGUUCAAAAAAGCCGAGUGGCGAAUCCAGGUUUCUUUAUUAGGAGCUUAGAACUUUAUUUGGAUAUUAUUCUUUUAAGAAAAAAAAGAAAAGCUAUGAAAAGAAUGAAUCCGAAAAAAGUUUCCGAGAAUUUUUGACGAAAAAUUGGAAAAUAGUUUUUCCUCAACAAAUGAAGUUUUUUUCCAAAUAUAAAAAAAUAUUCAAAGAUUCAAAAAAAGCCUGAACUUCCCAAGAACCAGCUUUCCCAGAUCCUUGAUCUUCUCAAAACGGCCAAUGAACGUUCUUGGCGAGCCAUGAAAGACGUCAAGGCCCAAGUUGGCGUCGAAGACGAAACCAACAGCGAGGAAAUCGACGUCAAACGAUUCAGAUGCCAACUCCGGACGGCAACCGACGCCUUCAAGUUGAUUUCUCUUCGACGACUUCGAUAGAUAUUCUGUUUAGAAGCGCGUCGGUAGUGGUGACGAAGGAUAGCGUAGAAAUCAACGUUGAGGAAAAGUUGACUGCACGGAUCGUUCAUGCCGAUGUGAGUUGGAAGAGGGGGCCGAAUUGAAGUUCUAAAUAGGAAACAAUACAUUUUUAGAUUUUAUCCGCACUUCCAUCUUUUUCAAGUUCUACCACUAAAAUAUUUGUUAUUGUUGGGGCGGGUGACAUACGCCGAUUCCGACAUUGUCUUAGCUUUCGCCGACGAAGCGACGAGAGACAAUUGUCAUGUGGCGCUCGAAGAUGUCAGUUCUCUUCCGGAAGGCGAUCAUCCUUUAGAACUUCAGAUAAUUCGUGCUCAACUGGCUUCCUCGUUGAGGGAUCGUCAAGGCCAGUGUCUUUGGAGCACGACGGCCAACGGCGUCAUUCAGUACCAUUGUCUGGCCGAACUGACGUCGGUUCAAGAUGGAAUUGAGGUUCUGAAGCUGAAGUUAAAAGGGACAAACUUUCUUCAGAACCAUGUUCCCAUUGAGAAGACCAAACGGUUGACUGUGAAGGGCCACUUUGAAAAAGUUGAAGUCGGCGCGCAGCGGUGUGUUUGGGCCGUUUGUAAGGUUGGCUUUAUUGAAUGAUUGAUAAUAGUUAUAUUAAAUCAUUGAGGUUCAAAAUUAUGAAAGGAAAUAACUGAAGGGGCGAAAAAAAAGAAAAAAAAAACGAUGGGGAUAGUUUAAAAUAAUAAUAGUAGAAAUAAUUGAUCAUAUGAAGUCUUAGCGAGCUUCGAGGCGAUAAAUAAAUAAAAUGUUAGAAGUACGGAUGGCAGUAAAACGACAACAGCUUCAUUAGAUAGAAUAGUUCACAACCUUUUGGCGCAUUCAAAAUCAAAACGACUAGUUAAAUCGCAUAAAGUCUUCACAAUGAAAACAGGUGAAAGAAAUAGCGCUCCAAAAAAUAUUUCAGACAGGAUCCGUUUACGCACUUUCCAGCGAUUUCGAUCCCCUUGACAAAGAAGAUGGUCAGUCUUUUGGCGGAAAGAUAGUCGAUGAAGUUAUUUUAGAGGUAGGUUAGAAAAGAGACUUACGAUAAUCGUCCGUUUCAGAUAUACGAAUACCAAAAAUGGGCACUUUUUCGAGGCUUUGUCACUUUUCAAAGCAAAACUAAAGGAAUCGGCCCUUGGAUGGAUGCCACAACUGGCUUUCCUGUUCCACGACUGUACUCGAGGUCUGUGAAAAAAAACUAUAUAGACGAUCCACGGCUGGCUUGAGGCAUUGGAAAAAGGGUUCUGACACGAUGUAAAAGAGGCAGUGCCUGACUGAUGGAGAGCGCAGACAGGCCACGCCUUUUUGCGCCCCAAGCUAGCCGCCCGGCCUUUUUUCUCUACAAUUUUUGUCGCGCAUUUUCUGUAACACAUCUGUCAGGAACUAAAAAAAAACAGACUUUUCGGUGGCUUUUCGUUUUCUAAACUCUUAAAUUUGAAUAAUGGUUUUCUCAUUUAUUUCCGAAUUUCGCAUUCUUACUGUAGCCUUCGAUCUCGUGACUGGAGCUGGGUUGAUGCUCACUGGAACUGCGAAGUUGAAGCGAAUCCGGCGGACGAAGGCUGGCUGUAUUCUAACGAUAUCGCAUUAUUUUUUGACAGCGAUCAGGUAGGAUUUUCUUCAAUCUUCAUGAAAGAAUAUAAAUUUUCUCAGGGAAAAGUAAGGCGAAGAAAGUGGACCCGACGCGCGAGAUUCGAAUGCCGCGGACCCUGGGUUCGUGUCGACGCGCCGCCAACUGGAGAUGUUCAAGUUGGAAAGGCUGGCAACUUCAAGGUAGCGGAAAGAUGUGUUUUUUUCCAUUCUGAAAUAGAAAUAAAAUUGUUUUUGAAAUGUAUUAGAAAUUUAAUUAUUUUUUUAACCUCACCGAAUUCGCUCGUAAAAAAAUCUAGUUAACCUUUCGCACACCUUGAAUAGUAAAUAAGAGUCUUUAAAAUUUAAUUUUUGAAAACUCGAACUGUAAUUGGCAAUUAGAAACUUUUUUGGUGGAUUUCGAAAAUAUUGAGUGUUUUUCUUUCUAAUUUUUUUCAAAGUAAGUCUUAAAAGGCUAAAAGCCAAUUUUUAUUGUUCUCUCACCUUCGGAAAAUAAGCCGUACUUACUAGCACCUUUUUUUGUAAAGAACUUUUUUAAGAGCAAAAAAGGAGGAAAAAAAAAAGAUAAACAAAAUUAGAAAUUCAGGCCCUCCUUUAUUUGGUCUGUUUGAGACCCUUUUUGUAGCCUUUUAGAACCCUUUUUUUUACAAUCGCCGGUUUUGGUUUUUUUUUUUUGUAGUUGCCACUGUUUAUAGUUUCUUUCUGAUUUCUUUCAUUUGAUUCUCUGCGGGAAUCAACGUGAUUUUCUUAAGAGUCUAUUCAACACUCAGCAUUUAAUUCCAAACAUCAAAAACCGUGCAUUUUGUUUACGUGUGGCUUUGACGCGGGAUGGCCAUGUUUUGCUGCGGAACGGCGUUUGCAGGCGAUCCCCUCAAGGAACUUCCUGGUCUCAGGUACUUUCUCUUGGAAUUCGCAAAGAACGAUGACUUCAGAUCAGGACAGAGGAUCCGAUGCGAUGCGUUGCCAUAGGAGAGGCAGAUUUCCUUUGGGCCAUAGGAAAAGAUUGUCGGCUCAUGUUGCUGAAUUUGAAGAAUACGGAUGACUUUUCGAGAAGCGGUUCGUUUUUUCCUUUUUGCCUUGUUGAGUUUCCAAGAAUAUCCUAUGACAAAGUCCAAAAAUAUUUUUCAAGUAAUUUUCUGUUUUUACUAUACCUUGCGUUAUCAAUUUUACAAGAAAAAAAAUGUACUUUUUUAAGAUAGCUGCUUUUCGAAAUGUAGGCGAAAAAAGGUUCUAGGAAAAUAAAAAUUUAAAAUGGAAAAAUUGUCAACUCAACUUGAGUGAAUCACAGCCCGAAUUUUUGGUAGUUUCAAAUUUAAAGUUUCUUUUUAGAAUGGGAAGAAUGCUCGGUGCAGCCGCAAGGUCUCGUUCAGCUCCUUCAGACGAGUCGUUUGGCAAAAAUCGGGCUCGCCUGCCCGGGCGACAAAGUCUACCUUCAAGUUUGCGACAAACUGUUGCGGAUCGACACGGAGAAAGGUUUGGAAAAAAUUUAAUGCCAAUUUUUAUGCAACAAGGGAAACAUUGAGUUCAGGAACUGUAUCGGAGCCGUACCUGCUGGACAAUUUGCGACAGGUGGCGGCAGAUUCUCGAAACAGAGUUUGGCUGCUCGGCGAGCUGCUGACUCGCGUCGGCGACUGGUUCGUGGCUCCGUAUCCAGACGGCCUGCGGACCAUCAUCAAGAUCAGGAAGGCCGAGCGGAUCCCCAACCGAUCGAUGAUCAGAAUCUCUGCCUUCUGA